AUGGCCCUCGAUCAACACUUCAACGUCAGAGCUAAAAUGCGUGCCUUAACGAACGAAGUGAUCGAAGCUGUGCGAGAGGCCCGGGUAGCGGAGGCGCAGCGUGGCAACAGAGCCACAAUUCGUGAUGAAGAUGAAGCUGACGAUGAUGUCGACGACAAUGCUGAUGGUUACAAUGAUCAUGGUAAUCAAAAUGAUAAUGCAGAAGAGAAGGAAAAGGAGUGGGACAGUGAAGCUGGUGAUAAUGGUGAAGAUAGCGAUAAGGAUGAUGUUGCUGUCGAUGAUUAUGACGAUGAUAACGAGUAUUGUGAAGAGGACGACGAAGAGGAGGAGGAGGAGGAGGAGGAGGGUGGUGGCGGUGGUUGA
This is a messenger RNA of Octopus sinensis (East Asian common octopus), 363 nucleotides long. Its product is annotated as prostatic spermine-binding protein-like. Bases 1 to 363 code for a protein of 120 amino acids. The record is from RefSeq and is a predicted model, not a curated record. NCBI's taxonomy places the organism in Eukaryota, Metazoa, Mollusca, Cephalopoda, Octopoda, Octopodidae. The transcript has 2 exons.